AGAAGACAAGAACGAGCGUCUCUCUCUCAAGCGAGGUGCAACCUUCGCUCUUGAGGCUGUUUAUGUUACCUUUGAACUUUUAAAUGCCCGAAUAACGGCACACUUGAAUGCUUCAAAGACUCAUCCAAAUAAGAUAUUAAGAUGUUCCUGUCCAAUCCGUACUCACAGGAACAAAGUCUGGCAGCCUAAUGUAUGACAGUCUCUCUGUGAAAUGGAUCCCUAAAUGAGGAACAAAACUGGGGCAUAGAGUGCAAUGACAGCGCAGUCAGACAUUCUCUGGUGAAUGGAGCUGGGUAAGCAGUGAUGAUGCGUUGUCUGGCAGCCCGGGUUCCCUACAAGACCCUGAUAGUGAUCUGUACACUUCUCACUCUCCUCACGGUUGUUCUGUGGAACAAGUGCACGAGUGAGAAAGCACUCCGCUUCCUCCCCCGGCAUCCUCAGCCCCCUCCCAGCCCUAAAAUAGACAGCCACCCACAGCAACCCCAGCCCCCCGAACCACCACCUGUGGUCGGUGGACUACGCUAUGAAGAGAUUGACUGCCUGAUCAACGAGGAUGCCACCAUUAAAGGCCGUCGAGAAGGCAGUGAGGUGUACAUGCCUUUCAGCUGGAUGGAGAAGUACUUUGAGGUAUACGGGAAGGUGGUACAGUAUGACGGCUACGAUCGAUUCGAGUUUUCUCACAGUUACUCCAAAGUAUACACCCAGAGAGGGCCGUACCACCCCAAUGGAGUCUUCAUGUCCUUUGAGGGGUAUAACGUGGAGGUGCGUGACAGAGUCAAGUGCAUCAGUGGAGUGGAAGGAGUACCGUUGUCCACCCAGUGGGGCCCUCAAGGGUAUUUCUAUGCUAUUCAGAUAGCUCAGUAUGGCCUGAGUCAUUACAGUAAGAACCUGACAGAGCGGCCGCCUCAUGUGGAGGUGUAUGACACAGCGGAGGAGAGAGACAGCAGGUCUGGCCCGUGGAGUGUCCCUAAGGGCUGCGCUCUCAACAGAGUCUACGAUAAGACGAGAGCCACGUCAGUGCGACAGUUCAGCGCUCCAGAAAACUCAGAGGGCAUCUCACUUCCUCUUGGCAACAUGAAAGAUUUCAUCAUCUCUUUUGACCUGAAGUUUACAUCUAAUGGUAGCGUCUCUGUCGUCUUGGAGACCACAGAAAAAGGGCCUCCAUUUGUUAUCCACUACGUCACCACCACUCAGCUUAUUUCGUUCAAGGAUCGUGACAUCACCUAUGGCAUUGGCCCUCGGACUGCAUGGACUAUGGUCACCCGCGACCUUCUCACAGACCUCCGCAAAGGCAUUGGCCUCUCCAACACCAAGGCGGUCAAAGCCACCAAGACCAUGCCUCGGCAUGUCGUAAAGAUAGUGCUACAUGGUCACGGAGCAAUAGACAAUAUCACUAUCUCCACCACUUCACAUAUGGCAGCCUUUUUUGCUGCUAGUGAUUGGUUGGUGCGCAACCAGGACGAGCGUGGUGGUUGGCCAAUCAUGGUGACUCGUAAACUUGGGGAUGGUUUUAGUGCGCUGGAGUCUGGUUGGUAUUCUGCCAUGGCUCAAGGACAGGCAAUGUCUACUCUAGUGCGUGCCUAUCUGAUCACAAAAGAUGACACUUACUUAAAGUCUGCUCUGCGUGCCACCAGACCUUUCAAACUGCCCUCAGAGCAGCAUGGAGUAAAAGCUGUUUUCAUGAAUAAAUAUGACUGGUAUGAGGAGUAUCCCACAAUCCCUAGCUCCUUUGUAUUGAAUGGGUUCAUCUAUUCCCUCAUAGGCCUUUAUGACCUGGCACAAACAGCCGGUGAGAAACUUGGUCGGGACGCAGGUCAGCUGUACAGCAAGGGGAUGGAGUCCCUCAAAGUGAUGCUGCCCCUGUACGAUACAGGGUCGGGCACCAUCUAUGAUCUGCGCCACUUUAUACUGGGCACGGCACCCAACCUGGCUCGCUGGGAUUACCAUACAACGCACAUCAACCAGCUACAGCUCCUGGGCUCUUUUGACAACUCGCCUAUCUUCAGGGACUUCAUCAAGCGCUGGAAAAGUUACCUGAAAGGAGGGAGGGCCAAGCACAACUAGAGCACAGGAGGCCUCUAAUAUCUCUUCAAGCUCUCAAAUCCUCUUCAUGACUGCCACAGGAAGAGCCAGAGGAGGCCAAGUGUAAAGCUGCUAGCCGCAAUCUGCUGCAGUGUCUUGAGAAAAAAAAAAGACUGAACACUCUAGUAGCCCUCUGAUUUUCAGUUUGAGACUGUAAUUGCAGUGCUUCUUGUGUCUGUGCUGAGGUUUUAAUUAGAAGCAAACACAGCUGCUUGCAGCAUGUGUCUGGAUGAGGAGGGGGAGGGCUUUGGUUAUUUAAUAAUCAAAGCUCCAGACCUGCAGGUUUGAGUGAGAGAUGUGUCUGCUGAGAUUUGCCACUUUUGGGCACACUUCAGUCAAAACAACGGAUCGCAAAGCAGCUUUCAGAAGCUUCUUCCAAAGUAAAGCUCAGAAAAUAAUUAGUAACCAGAUGGGCAAAAUAAGCAGUUGAAAUGAUUGUAGAGGGAAAAAAUAAAUAAAAAAUUAGCUGCAAUAGAUUUAAGUUAUUAAAGUUCAUAGCCCAAUAGCGGAAUACUAAUGCAUACAAGCUGUAGAGAAAAAUGCUGAAAAUGUCCACAAGUGUAGCAUUAUUAAAUGUCAGAGAACAGUUAAGGUUUACUCGGUCAGUUUGACAUUGGAGGGAAACACGACACCUUUAGUUGAAGCCACACACUAUGAUUCAUUGUCCAGACUUCAGUCUGCAUAUCAUGAUCCUUUGCUCAGUCAAACCCUAACCACAAUCAGACUGGACUGUCACUAAUGUGGCCCAGACCUGCCCAUAAUGCACUUAAAGCUUUAGAGAGGUUGUAGGUCAUUUUCUUGACGAUUACAUCAAAUUUAGGGACACAUAAAUGUAGUUCUUAUGAUGUACACCCUGACACCGCUGUACUGCACUAAUAAAGGUGAAAUCAGCACAUUAACAUAAGGAAUACAAAAUGGUUUUGUUGGCCAUGGUGUUUGUCCGUGUAAUCUAAAUGUCAAACAUCAGUUGAAUUGUACUACAUAUAAACUAGUCAUGCACUUUACUUGUGUGGUGUGUGUGUUGUUGGGAUAUCUUUUUAGAAGCAUUUGUGAUUGAAUUAGGAUUUCAAUCCCAACACCAAUUUAGUAUUUCAUUUCUACAUCUCAUGCUUUGAUGACAAUGAAUCAUUUGUAAGGAUUUCUCUGACUCCAAGUUUAUUGUAGCUAUACCCAUUUACUCUAUAUAAUUUGAAAGGACUACUGUAUUGUUUAAGGUAACAUCUAAUUCCAUAUUUUGGGUGAUGAAUGUCAAGCAACACAAUUGCGUACAUUAUGUAGAGCAAAAGAAUGAGAGUGUUUAUUCUCACGCUCAGUUGAAUAUCUUGUAUCUCAGCCAAGCAAAAGUAAAAUGAAUAUAAAUAAAAUGAGGUUUUCAUGUAUUAAAAGCAGAAAUGGUCACUACGUUUAUCAUUUAAAAAAUGAAAUUAUCCACAUUUAAAAGCAUAACAUCUAUUUGGUAUCUAAAUGUCUUCCCACAUAGACAGAAUCAUUUAAACAGCUCCCUGGCUAGUGCACCCAAGAGUCUGGAGUGCCUGGAGACUGACAUACAGUAUUUUGAGUUUGGAAGUGUUUUAGCCAUUUCACUUCCCGAUGUUUCUCAGAGGGAUCUGCCACUUUACCUCAGCAGUAAAACCUCCACCUGGCCGUGUCCUGUCUGUUCUAAUCCCACAUGACCACAGCAGCUAAAAUGCAGAGACACUCCCAUUAUCUGCCAACCUGCUGUUCAGAACCAUCUCCAACAGAUGUUCACAUUCCAAUGUGGGCUUUUAGCUUUAGAUUUUGUUCAGAAGAUAAAUGGCAAGCAGACAGAGUAGAACAAUUUGACAUUUCUAAAUGUUUGACGUCAAAGAUGCUGGUUUGUUGAUGUUUGUUUGGUAUAGAUAUAGUUUAGAGACUCUGGGCUAUUCUCAGUGCUUAAGCCCUAAGGCAUACCUCUGUGUUAACCCAUUUUCAGUUUAAAAAUCAUUAGUUUUCCCAUGAAAACUAGGUUGCUGCUAGUUUUCACUAAUACUGAUCUCACAAAUAAUACUAUGCACAUUUCAUACUUGUCACUUAAUGGGCGGACAAAAGUAUGUUAAGAGGGAAAACUUCAGAAAGCUUACAUUUUGUUUAAACCAAAGUAUUUAAAGUUUGGGUUAUUGUUUAUCUGUUUUUGUUUUUGUGUUGUUGUAUAUGGAAGACCAUGGUGCAUGUGUUCUAGUAUUUGUUUUUGGAAAAGAUGUAAUAAAAGGAAUGUUUUGGGGUGGUAUAUAUGCCUUCCUCCUCCAAGGAAAUGCCUUUUGAUACAGUUAUUUUUUCAGUCUAAGAUUUCUAUAAUAGAAAAUGUGUAGAGAAGGGAACAGGAAAUACUAUUAAUCACCACUAUCUAUGGGGAUGUGUGCAACUCUUGAUGUAGAGAGCUAGUGCUCAGUGCUUCAUAUUUCAAAAGGGAAAAGUGAGAGUUGGAAAAGCAGAUCUGUUCUUGUAGGCCUUGCUUUAAAGCAGCCUCCUAUUUGAGUUGGGUUUUAACAAGCCUUGUUGUUUGCAUUUGAGUGAACUCCUUGGAGUAACAACAUUAAAGCACAACUAUAGUUUCUUACGUUCAUUUAUUCUCAUCUUUUUUUUUUUUUUUUUUUUU
Myxocyprinus asiaticus (Chinese sucker) is the source of this 4699-nucleotide messenger RNA. Its product is annotated as D-glucuronyl C5-epimerase B. The coding region runs from base 304 to 2064 and encodes 586 amino acids. Lineage: Eukaryota; Metazoa; Chordata; Actinopteri; Cypriniformes; Catostomidae. The transcript is spliced from 6 exons. Gene Ontology annotation, biological process: heparan sulfate proteoglycan biosynthetic process. The record is from RefSeq and is a predicted model, not a curated record. Gene Ontology annotation, cellular component: Golgi apparatus. Gene Ontology annotation, molecular function: heparosan-N-sulfate-glucuronate 5-epimerase activity.